Messenger RNA from Somion occarium, 1907 nucleotides. The record is from the annotation of a GenBank genome assembly. NCBI's taxonomy places the organism in Eukaryota, Fungi, Basidiomycota, Agaricomycetes, Polyporales, Cerrenaceae.
UCGUAGAUUGAAAUACUUCAUUACUCGUGCGUACAAGACGGAUCCAGGCUUACCCAGGCGACGGUCGCAACUUUCCAUAUACACAUCCAGUUUUGUUAUGUCAAGGAGCACGCUCUGUGACGAGAACCGGCUGUCGGACUUCCUUCAUACUUUCGACAAUUGCUGCAGACUACUACAUGCCAUAAGGUGUUCGCCCCACCGGUGUACCAUUAUGAAAUGACCUCACGACGCGUUCCUCCGGCUCUCCUUGCAAACGGUAUUCAAUUCCACACAGUCAUAGCAACGAUGCUGUUAGCAGGCGCACCUUUUGCUUCAAAAGAGACGUCAUACAAUGUGGUUGAGCAAUCGUGGGAGAUGGUUUUACUGGAUCACCAGUUUCAUCCAGGAUUAUGUGGAUGGUUCAUGUGAUAUUUGGAAAUUUCUGAUGUGGAUGCGGUCUAGUGCGUAUAGCAAUGGUCUCGGUCCCUGUGGAGGAUUGACUUUACCACCCGUCAUUACUGCUUCAUCGUCAUCCCGACAUGUCCAACCCUUUGAUAUUCCUCCUCGGUGCAACGGGCUACGUUGGCUCCGAAUUUUUGAUCCUUCUUGGUCAAGAGCUGUCUCAUCUUCCCGUCGUUGCUCUCGAACUCUCGAGGACGCCGCCAUAAUAGAAGAGCAGGCCGAGAAAGCAGACAUUGUCAUUAACGUUGCCAGUUGCGAUCACGGUCUUUGUGCAAAAGCCGUAUUGGCAGGAUUGGACAAACGAUCGGUAAAUAACCCUGAAGAUCCGCCUCUGCUUCUCCACGUCUCUGGAACUGGGAUCCUCAGCGACAACGCGCGCGGAGAAGUCAUCGAUAAUGUUACGAUCUACUCGGACCUUGAUCUCGAUUUGAAAUCACUUCCUGCCGAUAAUGCUCAUCUUGAAAUCGACCUCUCUAUCGUCGAAGCAGGCACUCGAAAGGAGAACCCGAUUCGAACUGCCAUCAUAUAUCCUGUCAUGAUCUAUGGCGUCGGGGAAGGCGUCCAGAAAACCACUGCUUGGCUCCGUGCAUUCCUGGAGUUCGCCAAAUUGAAUAAGCACGCGGGAACGUGGGGUCGGGGACUCAACUCGAUCAACAACGUACAUGUCAAAGACGUAGCAUCGGCAAUCUUCACAGUUCUCACGGCUGCCCUCGAGCACCGGGCUGAUGAAGGCGCGCAAGGACUAUACUUCGCUGCCAGCGAUGAACCGAAAGUAUCGUGGUAUGAAUGGAUGGCGCCAAUGGGAGAUUAUCUCUACAGCAAAGGAAUUGUUGCAAAAGCUGGCAGCCAUCCAUUCUCUGAUGAGUUCAUAGAAUCCAUCAAGGCAGAUAACUUAUCUCGUGGUAUUCAUUCCGAUGGUUGGUCAUUAUUCGGUGGGAACCAGUUCUCAAAGCCCCAACGCCUGGCACGCUUGGGCUGGGAGCCUGUCGAGACGAAGAAACAUCCCAUGCUAAGCAUUCUCAAGGAAUCUGUUGACGCGGCUUUAGAAUUCUGACCGACCCACAACGACUACGCUUUUCAUAACUGUACAACAUACUGCUGAAGAUUUUAGCAAAAAUUGUCGGAUGUCUUUAACAUGUCACGUGCUUCGUGUUCACCUGUCUGGCUCUAUUCGAACACCCACGUGAGACAUGAUCAGAGAGCACGUGGCUUGGUACGCUGGCAGAAUAUUCCCAGUACGUUCAUAACUGUUUGUCAUUCAAGCGAGCAUACUUCACAGGCUCGUAAGUAAUAUGUUCGGUCAGCAGAACAGCGAUUCGAAUAUUUCUCUUUUCCAAGACAAUACCGUCACCUCGCAAAUCUAGCCCCAGGUUCAUAACAUUCCUCUAGAUGCACUCGUUCGCAUCUUCGCAUUUUCGGGAGAAGGUGGUUUCGAUUGGACAUCUUUACCAACAGAGAUAGAUCCG